UAUUUGAUAUUUAGAAUCUACCGGCAGCGAUCCCCAGUCAGACUAACAAACAAACUGGAUCCUGCAUCGAAUUUUAAUUUUUCUUCCUUAGUUUCCACAUCCAAAAUAGUACGGCAAAAGCAACAAAGGUUUCUGCAAUCUAUAUUCGUCAAUUUGAAUGUUACAGACCUGAUACCUGCAGAACAUAAAUAAAAUGGCUGAACAGAACAGAAGACUUAGUGGAGGAGGAGAUGAAGCUGACCUCAACGAGAGGCGUGGACUAAGAAGAGAUUACAGAGAAUUGAUUGCUGAAACAAACAGAGAAAGUUCCGAGCUUGUUAGACCUGAAUCUGAUGGCCUGAGUGGGCUAUUGGACCGCGGUGAUGAAUUAUUUAGUCAUGUCAUUAGACUGGCUAACAGAGCCCCAACCUUAGAAGCUGCCUUAGAUGCUCAGUUCUUGAGAACAGCUGCCAGCCUUGGCUACCAGAAAGCCAAGAAACUCCAUGUCGACAACAAGUUUGACCCUAAGGUCUUUGUUCAAAAGCUGAUAACUUUCAUGGACUGUAGAAGACUUGGUAAUGAUAUUGAGAUAGAAGAAGAACAUUGGAUUAAUUUAGGCAGAGCUGCAACACCAGCAUUCCGCAAUGCAACCAGCUUUCAGUUCCUGCUUGGUGCCUUCGAACGUGAACCGCCUCGAAAAAUCCAGAGAAACAAAGAUAAAAAUGCUGAAGAACAGGCUGGCCCUACAACAGUUGCCAAACAGGUCAAAGACAAGGAUAAGACUCCAACUGAGGUAACUUCAGAGGAGGUUGAGAAGUUGGUGGCCAUUCUGCGGCAAGUCUGUGUUAGUAGUGACGGAUCAUAUGAACCUAUCUCUUACUUCGAUUUGGUCAUCAAUCCCAAAUCAUUCAGCCAAACUGUGGAAAACAUUUUCCACUUAUCCUUUUUGCUGAAGGAUGGCCAUGCUAAAGUGUACUUGGACGAUGAUGAUCUUCCAGUCAUAGUUCCUUGUAUGCCAUUCAAUGAAGACCAAGGAAAUGGACGAGUUGUCAAGAAGCAGGUCCUGGUCUCAAUUGACAUGGACCAAUGGAAAGAACUUAUCGAAGUGUUUGAUAUCACCGAACCUCUCAUUCCGACAAGACAUGAAACCAAGCAAAGCAAUGGGCAUCGGUAGUUUCUACUUCAGCCCAGUGAGAACUUUUCUGUGAAAUGGAUUUUGCAGACGACACCUAGAUGCAAUGACUACUGCUUUUAUGCCUUGAAGGAAAGACUGUUUUCAUGAAGCCUGGAAGCUUGUGUUUUUUUGUAAUACCUGCUAUGAAACCUAAUUGGCAUGCUAGAUCAACAUCGUACAGCUUGCUUUUCAGAUGACCUUCUUCAGCAGAGUACAAGGUUGUCUGUGCAAAUGAAAAUGAAGUGGAUGCUUAUUAGCAAUGUCUGUUACAUUGAUGCUUACUGUGGAGUAUUCUGCAUCAAGAAUUCAACAUUAAGUAACUGAAGCUCAAGAAACCUGCUAGGUUGGCCAGAUAAACCUUAUAUAGUUUUAAGGUGAACUAUUCCUUCUAGCAGCCUAUGGGAAGAUGAGUGUGGCAAAGAUAGAGGCAACACAUUUUUCCCAUGACUUAAAAAACAAAACAUGAGAGACCUAUUUGGUGUGUUACCCAAAUAUUGGAUGGAAAUUCUUUAGAUGGAAUUUUCUUAACUGCAGCUUAUUAAGAGAUAAGUAUGGACAGAAAUGCUUUUUAUCACAAGAGAUAAUGUUGUUCUGACUAUGAAAUCAUGUCCUCUUCUACCUUUCAUGAAGAUUACAUGGCUAUUGGAGGCCAAAGAAAGACAUUGUCAAAUAGUUUUGUGGAUGGAUGGUAAGGGACAACAUAUGAGGAUCUGUUAACACAUUUGGGUUUACAAAUGCUUGACUGUUUGUGACAUGCAAUAACAAAGAUGUGAAUGAACUUUCAGACCUUUGCUUAAAUUCCAAACCUUUAAGUCUAAUUUCCAUUAUAAUUUGGACCAAAACAAGUGUGAAAACCCCAAGUCUGGUUUAGGCCCGUUUUGAAAGUCCAUUUUUGAUGCACGUGUACACGGCAUGUUUUUCGGUCGUGUACACGUUGUAAACAC
This is a messenger RNA of Lytechinus variegatus (green sea urchin), 2097 nucleotides long. Its product is annotated as non-structural maintenance of chromosomes element 4 homolog A-like. The coding region runs from base 194 to 1153 and encodes 319 amino acids. Lineage: Eukaryota; Metazoa; Echinodermata; Echinoidea; Temnopleuroida; Toxopneustidae. Gene Ontology annotation, biological process: DNA repair. The record is from RefSeq and is a predicted model, not a curated record. Gene Ontology annotation, cellular component: nucleus; Smc5-Smc6 complex. The transcript has 9 exons.